Messenger RNA from Fulvia fulva, 1461 nucleotides. RefSeq names its product Ammonium transporter 1. The transcript has a single exon. Gene Ontology annotation, biological process: ammonium transmembrane transport. The record is from RefSeq and is a predicted model, not a curated record. Gene Ontology annotation, molecular function: ammonium channel activity. Gene Ontology annotation, cellular component: plasma membrane. Lineage: Eukaryota; Fungi; Ascomycota; Dothideomycetes; Mycosphaerellales; Mycosphaerellaceae. Bases 1 to 1461 code for a protein of 486 amino acids.
AUGUCAACACCGACAGCACCUGAGUUCAAUUCUUCCGAGCCACGCGGUGGUGAUCCUUUGGUAGUCGAUGUUAACGCACAAUAUGCUGGCCUGGAGUUCCACUACGUCUACCUCAUCUUCUGCGCCUUCAUCGUCUGGCUGAUCAUUCCCGGUAUCGGUCUCCUGUAUGGCGGUCUUGCCCGGCGAAAGAGCAGUCUGAGCUUGCUCUUCCAAAGCUUGAUGGUGGCAGCCGUCACAACUUUCCAGUGGAUGUUCUGGGGUUACUCUUUGGCCUACUCACGAACAGCGAAUGCCUUCAUCGGCGACCUGUCCAACUCUGGUCUCAUGAAGGUUCGCGCGGCACCUUCGCCUGGCUCAGCUUACAUCCCGGAGAUCGUGUUCUGUCUGUAUCAGCUACUGUUCUGCGCAUGCACAGUGCAGAUUGUCAUUGGCGGAUCAUUCGAACGUGGUCGCAUCCUGCCAUCUUUGAUCUUCAGCUUCUUCUGGGCGACCAUAGUCUACUGUCCGAUCGCCUGCUGGACCUGGAACUCGAACGGAUGGCUAUACAACCUCCCAUCGCUCGACUUUGCUGGCGGAGGUCCAGUACACAUCGCAUCGGGGUGGGCGGGUCUGGCAUACGCUUUCGUGCUGGGAAAGAGAAAGCAUGCCGGUGAGACGAGCCACAAGAAGCCACACAAUACCACCUUGGUCUUCCUCGGUACCGUUCUGAUCUGGUUCGGAUGGUUCGGUUUUAAUGGCGGAUCCGCGUUGAAUGCCACGAUGCGCUCGAUGUACGCCGCCUUCAACACCAAUGUGGCCGGAUCGACAGGCGUGCUAGGCUGGGUGACGGUAGACUACAUCCGCACCGGCGGCAAGUUUAGUGUCGUUGGCGCGUGUGAAGGUGCCAUAGCUGGUCUGGUGGGCAUCACUCCAGCAGCGGGUUAUGUUUCAUUCUGGUUGGCGGCGGUCAUCGGCUUCGUUACGGCGGCAAUCUGUGCGAGCCUCCAGAAGCUGAACGACUGGCUGAACAUCGACGAAGGACUUGAGGUGUUCAAGCUUCAUGGUGUGGGCGGCAUGGUGGGCUCCUUCCUCACCGGCAUCUUCGCGGAUCAGACCAUCUCAGCUCUGGAUGGUGGCACGCUGGCACCUGGUGGCAUCAACGGCAACGGCGUCCAAGUUGGAAAGCAGUUCGCGGAGAUCACCGCGAUCGGCUCAUACAGCUUCGUGGUCACCUGCAUAUUGCUUUUGAUCCUGAAGUAUAUUCCCGGCAUGCACCUGAGAGUCAGUGAAGAGGCGGAAAUGCGCGGACUCGACCUCGACCAAUUCUGCGAUGAGCAGAUCGGCGACUGGGAGUUCUUCGAGCAUCAGGAGGCCAAGAUCGUGACACAUGGCGUGCCACAGCAUCUGCCAUUGAGCAGCGCUGUGUCUCACGAACGCGAGGCGCCGAAACAUGACGCGCCCAAGAGCGAGAGACAAGACUGA